Molecule: messenger RNA, 2474 nt
Organism: Postia placenta MAD-698-R-SB12
Lineage: Eukaryota; Fungi; Basidiomycota; Agaricomycetes; Polyporales; Adustoporiaceae
Exons: 24
Coding region: 69-2474 (801 amino acids)
Biological process (GO): transmembrane transport
Molecular function (GO): oligopeptide transmembrane transporter activity
Source: RefSeq, a predicted model, not a curated record
UCCUCAGGCGGCCUCUGGCUUUCCCUCUUUCCCGACCGUGCUGAUCUUCCAGUCGCGCCCCGCUCGCCAUGCCCAUGGACCAUGAGCUCGCGCCCGUCGGCCCCCGCGACGCCGCUCAGUACAUCGCCCAGCUAGACCGUAGCGACCUCGCUCGCUACGCCGCGGACAAGUCAGACUUCCUCGACGGCUCUCACUACCCCUCCGAGGAGAAGCUCCAUGACCUCGCCUCUGUCACUACUGGCAGUCAGUACCGCUUCGGCCAAGAGUUCCAGCUCGAGGGCCAAAACCGCUACUUCCCCCAGCCUGAUGGUGAAAUCGAGGAAGACAAGGUCCUCGAGACUGCCGAGGACUUUUCGCGUGCCCUCGUCAGCUCCGAGGACGACCCAAACUUGCCUAUCCACACAUUCCGCAUGUGGUUCACCGGUCUGGGCCUCGCGGUCUUCGGCGCCGUGCUCGGAAUGCUCUUCCAAUUCCGACCGCAGGUCAUCUCUGUCUCAGCGUUGUUCCUCCAGCUGCUGGCGUAUAUGCUCGGUCGUUUCUUUGAGGCCGCCAUCCCCGGGCCUCACAGCCGCUGGCAUCGUGAUAACUGGUUCUGGAACUGGCUCAACCCAGGCCCCUUCAAUCUAAAGGAGCAUGUUGCUGCACAGAUCAUGGCCAAUACCGCUGCGACUGCCGCUCAGGCAUGCUUCGUCUUUGCCUCUGACGAUCUCUUCUACGGCAUCACGGUCAAUCCCGCAAAUGCUAUCUUCACACUCCUUGCAUCCCAACUGAUUGGCUAUGGCUUCGCCGGCCUCUUCCGGGCGUUCCUGGUGUACCCCACCGUCAUGCUGUACCCGCACAACCUAAUCUACGUCGGACUCUUUGACGUACUGCACCGGUACAAGGGUGAGAUGUUGCAGGGCAAACGGCUGCGGUUCUUCUGGGUCGUGACGGGCGCGGUGUUCGUGUGGGAGUGGUUCCCGGAGUGGAUAGCGCCGCUGCUUGGCUCGUUCAACAUUGUGUGCCUGUGCGCGCGCAACUCAGACUGGGUGUCGUACAUCUUCGGCGGCGCCGAGGCAAACGAGGGCAUGGGUCUGCUUGGCUUUGGCGUCGACUGGGCGAACAUCACGAGCAGCCCAUUCUACACGCCACUGUCCACGCAGCUCUCGAACUACGUUGGUUGGAUGAUCAACUACUUCCUCCUGCCUGCGAUUUUUGCCGCGAACGUAUGGCACUCCCAGAAUUUCCCAUUCAUCUCGCAAAACCUUCUCACUACGAUGUCGUCCACAGUCGAGAACGGCACUGUCUACAAUCAAACCCUUAUUCUUAACCCGGAUCAGUCGCUCAACCACACCGCAGUCGCGAUUUACGGCACGCCGUGGCUUAGCGGAUCGACUGUCAUCUAUAACCUUGGCGUCAAUAUGUCCAUUGGCGCGUGCUUCAUGCACAUCGCAUUGUGGUACGGCAAAGAUGUGCGUUUGACACUCACAGCGCGUUCCAGCUUCCGUCGCAAGCCGAUAGAUGAUUUGCACUACCAGAGGAUGCGGAUGUACAAAGAGGUGCCCAUGUGGUGGUAUGGUGCCGUCAUCAUUGGAGGUUUCGCUCAUGCAGUGUUGCCCCCUGCGUGCAGUCUCCCAUGGUGGGCACUCAUCGUAGCACUCCUCGUCGCAGGCAUAUGCCUGCCGUUCUACGGCGCGAUGUGGGCCAUUGCCGCGUUCACGCCCGUCAUUGCGGAGAUGUUCCAGAUGCUCGGCUCGGCGCUGAUUCCCGGCUCCUCGCAGGCGAACAUGUACUUCGAGCUCUACUCUAGCCAGACGCUUGUCCAGGCAGCAAGCAUGCUUGGCGACCUGAAGCUCGGUCAAUAUACCAAACUCCCUCCCAGGACAACGUUCGCUGUACAAAUGUCAGGGGCGAUUGUCGGCUCAUUGCUUAACUACGUCAUUAUGCAGUCCGUGGUCAAGAAUGAACGUGCGAUUUUGCUGGCCAACGAGGGUACACGUCUAUGGAGCGGACAGCAAGUGCAGUCGUACAAUGCGAACGCUAUCCUCUGGGGCGCUUUCGGAAGGGAAAUGUUUGGUCCUCAUGGGCCGUACUUCAUUGUUCCCCUCGGUGUCCUCAUCGGCCUUGCUCUGCCCAUCGUCCCCUGGGUUCUGUACAAGCGCUACCGCUGGGAGUGGCUAAAGCUCAUCAACAUGUCCGUGCUGGCCUACAACGUCGGUGAUCUUGCCGGUGGCACAAAUGGCUACGUCAACACAAUCAUGGUUGUCGGACUGGCCUCGCACUUCUAUAUCCGUAAAUUCCGUGCAGGGUGGUUCCGGAAGUACAAUUACCUCUUCGGAGCCGCUGUGGACGGCGGCGCGCAGAUCUUCGUCUUCAUUUUCUCUUUCGCUCUUGCGGGUGCCGGGGGCCUAACAGUAGCGUUCCCCAACUGGGCUCUGAAUCCUGCUGGAAAUGCGGUAAGUAUCCGAUACGUAGAUACAGGGGCAUCACGCUGA